AUGCGAUACGUCGCGGCCAAAACAAGCAUUCCGGUGCCGCACGUCUAUCAUUACGGUAUCGCAGACGAGAAUCCCGUCGGCCUCGGGCCGUUUAUCAUUAUGGACUACAUUGACCACUACGAAACCCUCUCGGUGUACUGCGAGACCCAGACCGGCCGGUUGCAGACGUCCUUCUCCAGCUGGAUACGCUGCGUUUUCCGAGGAUUGGCUCCCUGGUCGAGGAUGCUGCCACGGGCACAAUUGACGUCAAAGGACGGCCCCUGCUGGCAGUCAUCCGUACCGACGUUCCUGCCUGUGGUAUAUUGCCGUCGCCCGACACGACGUACACCGAUCCUGACGCUUGGUUUGUGGCCCUUGCCGACGUUUCUGUCCGCUCUGGAGGAGGUCGAGAAACAGCAACAGCAACAGCAGCCGGCCUCUGCGGGCGAACCGCUGUCAAAGCGCAUGAGGACAAGCUGGACCAGCAACGCGUGGAUGCGCAACUACGCGGCCAGGCGAUCGUGGGCGUUUGACACUUUAUGGUGGAAACACGUUGACGACAGCCUGUGCGGGCCAAACGAGGACCAAGACCACAAAACACGGCUCGCCGAGAUGCCGGCUGCGUUCGACGAGACACGCAAGUCACUGUAUGGGACGAAGAUGCAGCAGUCGCGCACCUCGCACAACAUUUUGUCGUCUUUGCCAAGUCUCCCAGUUAAGCCAGGUGGCUAUCAUUUGUGA
Sporothrix brasiliensis 5110 is the source of this 720-nucleotide messenger RNA. RefSeq lists its product as uncharacterized. Lineage: Eukaryota; Fungi; Ascomycota; Sordariomycetes; Ophiostomatales; Ophiostomataceae. The transcript has 2 exons. The coding region runs from base 1 to 720 and encodes 239 amino acids. The record is from RefSeq and is a predicted model, not a curated record.